GAUCCUUCCACUCUAUUCGUAGAGCCCCCAGGCACACGGUACAACAUCACCUUCCCCCCCACCGACCCAUCCACACUUCCAGAAGAAUGUUCCCCGUCACGAUCGGAGGGUGCGACUCCCCCCCUACCAUGCCCGAGGGGUAUGAACUCCAUUCCAGUGACACGGUACUGCAGCUGGUCGGAAUUAUGGCCAGCCCCGACCAUCCCCUGGAGAAAUGCUGGCCAUCCUUCAUCUCGGAGCCCCUCACGCACCACGACCUCCUGUACCGCGUCCCCUACUUCUCAAAGUAUCAAUUCGUCGUCACCCACAACGGGAGCCCGGUUGCGUACGCCAAUGCGGUACCCUUCCACUGGCCCGAGCUGGAGGAGCACGGGCCGCAGGAGCACGGGAGCGAGGGUUGGAAAGCCGUCAGCGAGACCCUGCCGGACGGCGGGUGGAACUGGGCCUGGCGCAGCGCAAUGUCCAUACACUUUAGCAACAACCCCACCACAGACUUCCCGGAAGCGGAGAUCUACGCUGGACGCAAGGACCUGGUGGGCAAGCAGUCGAAUACCAUCUGCACCCUCGGCAUCACCAUCGACCCCGCGCACCGCAAGCGUGGCAUCGCCGACGCCCUGCUCCAGAACUACAAAGACCUCACGCGGGUGUGCGGCUACGAUGCCAUGAUCGUGCCCGUCCGACCCACCCGCAAGGCAGAGUUCCUCGACGUCAAGAUGGAAGACUACGCCUCGUGGGUCAAGUCCACCUCCGCGGGCGCCGACGACGAGCCAUUCGAUCCGUGGGUCAGGACACAUGUGAGACUCGGUGGGCGGGUCAUCAAAGUGUGUCCAGAGAGCAUGCACGUCGAGGCCGGCAUCGAUACCUGGGAGAGAUGGGCUGGCGUCCGAUUCGCCCCCGAGGAGGCCCUCCGCGGCAAAGACGAGAAUGGGAGAGCCUACUGGGAUAUUUCCGUCCCUGGCGCACUCGCUCACGUACGCUACUUUCCGGACGCGGAUCGGGGGGUUUAUACCGAACCGAAUGUUUGGAUUCGUCAUAUUUAGUUGUGAUGGCUGAAUUUCAGCCACAAUCCCUCCCUUGGUUAAACGGAGAAUGAGUCCGUGGAGGAUAAUUGAAUGUCUAAAUCUGGACUUUUAUGGAACCUGGGAGAUAAAAAUCUUCAUUUUUUUUUGACCGUGACCCUCUGGAAGAACGGACGGAUGGAGGAAUUAUGACUGUCUGUUUUAUUCUGCCAUUCCUUGUUUUUCGAACCCCCAUCAGUCUACAAUAUCAUAGUCAAUUGCCCUAGCCAAAUUCUAUUGCCUCAUGGCUUCUCACUCG
Molecule: messenger RNA, 1317 nt
Organism: Tuber aestivum (summer truffle)
Lineage: Eukaryota; Fungi; Ascomycota; Pezizomycetes; Pezizales; Tuberaceae
Source: the annotation of a GenBank genome assembly